UGGGAAUUAAUUAAUUUAUGUGUCAUUUUUUAAAAGGAUGUAUUAUUGCUGACGCUUGAACAGAGGAGCUGGAUCAGAUGUCCGCUAACAUGGGGAAUUACAGAAUUUGUUUAAUCCUGUCAGUUUUGGGAAUUGUACAAAUGUGUGAAGGACUGAGGUGCAUAGACACACACAAACCAUGUGAAAACGGAGGAAUGUGUACAGACUCAAGAUGCAUGUGCCGGCCUGGAUAUAUAGGACCACUUUGUCAGCAUCUUGACCCGUGUCAUCGUUCACCAUGCUUUAAUGGAGCCGCCUGCAAAAGUCAGGUGGCCAACGGCAUCCCACAGUAUACUUGUGUGUGCCAGAGAGGCUUUAGAGGUCAGGACUGCUCUCUGGUAGAUGCCUGUGCUACAAGCCCAUGUGCCAACGGUGCUCGCUGCAACAACUGGAACAACCACUACAACUGCUCCUGCCCGCCCAGCUUCCAGGGCAAAAAUUGCCGCAACGACAUCGACGAGUGCCGCAAGCCAGGAAAGUGUCUGAACGGUGGAGUUUGCAUGAACACGCAUGGCUCCUUCCGCUGCGAGUGUCUAAACGGGUACAGCGGGCGCACAUGUGAAAUACCCACGCAGCCCUGCGCUCCGUCUCAGUGCCUUAACGGGGGAACCUGCCAUCAGACCGGGGACCACACAUACGAAUGUGCUUGCUUGCCAGGUUUCAAGGGCGUGAACUGCGAGGUGAACGUGGACGACUGUCCUGGCCACAAGUGCAUGAAUGGAGGCACUUGCGUAGAUGGAGUCAACACCUACAACUGCCAGUGUCCACCCGAGUGGACAGGUCAGUACUGUGCUGAGGAUGUGAACGAGUGCCUGAUGCAACCGAAUGCCUGCCACAACGGUGGCACGUGCUUCAACACCAUUGGCGGCCACACGUGCGUCUGCGUGAAUGGCUGGACGGGCAACGACUGCAGUGAAAAUAUCGAUGACUGCGCCACAGCAGUGUGCUUUAACGGUGCCACGUGCCAUGACCGCGUGGCGUCCUUCUUCUGCGAGUGUCCCGUCGGCAAGACUGGUCUACUGUGCCACUUGGAUGAUGCAUGUGUAAGUAACCCCUGCAAUGAGGGCGCCGUGUGCGACACCAACCCGCUCAAUGGUCGCGCCAUCUGCACGUGCCCAGCAGGAUUCAUCGGAGGGGCCUGUAACCAAGACAUGGAUGAAUGCUCCAUAGGUGCCAAUCCAUGCGAGCACUUUGGAAAGUGCGUGAACACAGAGGGUUCCUUCCAGUGCCAGUGUGGCCGCGGCUACACCGGACCUCGCUGUGAGAUCGACAUCAACGAGUGCCUGUCCAUGCCCUGCCAGAACGAUGCCACCUGCCUGGAUCGCAUCGGACAGUUCACCUGCAUCUGCAUGCCUGGCUAUGCUGGAACUCACUGUGAGAUCGACAUUGACGAGUGUGAAAGUAACCCCUGCGUCAACGACGGCAUCUGCAGAGACCUGGUUAAUGGAUUCACCUGCACCUGUCAGCCAGGCUUCAGUGGCACCAUGUGCCAGAUUGACAUUGACGAGUGUGCCAGUACGCCCUGCCAGAACGGAGCCAAGUGCAUCGACCGGCCCAAUGGCUACGAGUGCCGCUGCACUGAAGGAUUCGAGGGCAGACUCUGCGAGAGUAACAUUGAUAACUGCCAGCCUGACCCAUGCCACCACGGCACCUGCAUAGACGGCAUUGCCAGCUACACCUGUAACUGCGUGCCAGGCUAUACAGGCUACCGCUGCGAAAACCAACUCAACGAGUGCCACAGUAACCCAUGCCAGAAUGGGGGCAAGUGUGUGGACCUGGUUAACAAAUACAUCUGCCAGUGUCAACAUGGCACAUCAGGGACCAACUGUGAGAUCAACUUCGACGACUGUGCCAGCAACCCUUGUGACUAUGGCAUCUGCAAGGAUGGAAUCAACCGGUAUGACUGUGUGUGCAAGCCUGGCUUCACUGGCCCCAAGUGUAACGUGGAGAUGGACGAGUGCUCGUCAAACCCCUGCCGAAACGGAGGCACCUGUAUAGACGAGGAGAACGGUUUCCGCUGCCUGUGCCCACCUGGCUUCCAUGAACCGUACUGCUAUUCUCAUGUGGAUGUGUGCAGUAACAGCCCAUGUGUACAUGGCGCCUGCAGAGAGGAUCCCAACGGCUAUAGGUGUGAUUGUGAACCAGGCUGGGUUGGGAAGAACUGUGAUCUAGAUCGUAAUGACUGCCUGCCCAGUCCCUGCCAGAAUGCCGGCACCUGUAUUGACCAGCUGAACGGCUUCACCUGCAAAUGUCGCCAGGGUUUUAGAGGAAACCUAUGUCAGGAGAACAUAAACGAGUGUGCAUCCAGUCCCUGUCGUAAUCACGGCACCUGCGUGGAUGGAGUGGCCAGUUUCACCUGUCUAUGUGAGUCUCCAUACAGCGGACCCACCUGCGACGAAGAGCCCUGCUCUCCCAACCCCUGUGCCAACAAUGCUCAAUGCAUCCACACACCUGACUAUGUGGGAUACAAGUGCACCUGCCCAACUGGAUGGCAGGGUCAGCUGUGUAACAUUGAUGUGAAUGAGUGCACAUCUAACCCAUGCAAGAACCGCGGGACUUGCACGAACACCCUCGGAGGCUACGUGUGCUCCUGCCGCAGUGGCUACUCUGGGCCAAACUGUGAAACCGACAUUAACGAUUGUGUCCCCAAUCCAUGUCUGAGUGGCGGCUCAUGUGUGGACGGUGUUAACACCUUCUAUUGCACCUGCCUGCCCGGGUUCACAGGGCCUCGAUGCGCCAUCGAGGUGAACGAAUGUCAGAGCUCCCCCUGCAAGAACGGAGGCACCUGCACCGACUAUGUCAACAGCUACACCUGCACUUGCAAACCAGGCUACACCGGCCUGCACUGCGAGACCAACAUACCCGACUGCACAGAAAGCUCCUGCUUUAAUGGUGGAACCUGUGUGGACAAGAUCAACGGCUUCUCUUGCACAUGCCGCCCCGGCUUCACCGGUGACCACUGCCAGUACGAGGUUAACGAAUGCGACUCGCAGCCCUGCCUCAACGGAGGAGUGUGUCACGACGGUGUGAAGUCGUUCCGCUGCUCCUGCCCCAAAGGCUACACUGGCAAUCGCUGCCAGAUGCCUAUGGACUGGUGUAGACGCUCAAACCCGUGCCAGAACAGCGGCCGCUGCAGGCCAAAGGACGGCUCUUUCACCUGUGACUGCUUGGGCAGCUGGUCGGGACGCUACUGUGACAUUCCAGGAGUUUCCUGUGAAGUGGCAGCCAUUCAGAGAGGUCUUCAGACAGAUGAGCUUUGUCAUCAUGGUGGUCACUGCGUUAACACGGGAAACUCUCACUUCUGCAAGUGCCCUGUUGAUUACACAGGCAGCUACUGUGAGAGUCAGGUGGAUCUCUGUGAAGACAAACCUUGCCUCAAUGGUGCAGCUUGCAGAGGCUACGUAGGAGGAUACACAUGUGAUUGUUUGCCAGGGUAUGAAGGGCAGAACUGCGAGAGGGAGGUCAAUGAGUGCCGCUCUCACCCGUGUCAGAACGGAGGCACUUGUAUUGAUAUGGUGGGCCACUACAUCUGCUCAUGCCCUCCUGGCACACUGGGCGUCCUUUGCGAGAUAAAUGAGGAUGACUGUGCUACACCGACCUGGCCUCGUGGCAUGCCAAAGUGCCAGAAUAACGGUACCUGUGUAGACCGGGUGGGUGGAUACCACUGCAACUGUCCUCCUGGCUUCACCGGAGAGCGCUGUGAGGGCGACAUAAACGAGUGCCACUCAAACCCCUGCAAUCCGGCCAAUAGUUUCGACUGCAUUCAGCUGCCCAACGACUACCAGUGUGUCUGCAAGCCUGGCUUCACUGGGCGUGGUUGUCAAAACCGCUUCAGUACGUGCGAGUCUCAGCCAUGUAAGAACAACGGAGCAUGCUCAGUGUCCAGUAAUUCUCCAGUGGGAUACAUCUGCACUUGUCAGCUAGGCUAUACUGGGUUAAACUGUGAGCGCAGCAUGUCAUGCCGUGAGCUCUCCUGCUACAACGGCGGCAGUUGCAGUCUGACACCCCGUGGUGCCCGCUGCACGUGUCCGCAGGGCUACGCGGGUCCACAGUGCCAACACCGCUCUAACGAGAGCUGUGCGUCCAAGCCUUGCCGUAACGGUGGUACGUGCACAGAGGAGGUCUCACACCCCUACUUCAGCUGCCAGUGCAUGCCUGGCUGGCGUGGAAAACGCUGCGAGCAGGAGUCACGCAGACUCGAGGUCCCGGCACCCAUCUGCCCAAAUCCCGACUGCCACGGCAAGGCCAACGAUGGCGUAUGUGACAAGAAGUGCAACACGUUCGCGUGCCGCUGGGAUGGAGGGGACUGCUCGCUUGCCGUAAACCCGUGGGCUCACUGUACUGACCCACGCUGCUGGCGCGUCUUCAACAACAGCCUGUGCGAUGAGACGUGCAACAAUGCUGAAUGCCUGUACGACAACUUCGACUGCCGGAGCAAAGAGAAAGUUUGCAAUCCUAUCUACGAGACGUACUGCAUGGACCACUACGCAGACGGCCGCUGCGAUCAGGGCUGUAACAACGAGGAGUGUGGCUGGGACGGACUGGACUGUGCCAAGACCGUUCCAGAAGACCUGGCGGACGGUGUGCUGGUCAUUGUGGUGCUGCUGCCGCCCGAUGAGCUGUUGCGCACGGGCACGGCCUUCCUGCAGAAGCUCAGCAGCAUCCUGCGCACAUCCCUGCGCUUCCGCCUCGACCACAACGGAGACGCCAUGAUCCGGCCCUAUACCCGACGCGAGGCGCGUCUGAAACGAGAGCUCCAGCCUCAUAACGAGGUCAUUGGGUCCAUCGUGUAUUUAGAGAUUGAUAAUCGGCUCUGCACACAGGACUCUGAUAAUUGUUUCCCCUCUGCUGAGAAUGCUGCAGAUUAUCUGGGGGCUCUCUCUGCUCAGGAGAUGCUGCGUUUCCCAUAUCCGCUGAAAGAAGUCCGCAGUGAGAAAAUAGUGGACCCAAAUGAGGUACCCGAAUGGGGUAAACUGCUGCUGGUGGGCGUAGCAGCGCUCUUCCUAAUGGUCAUUAUGGUGGUGGGCAUGCUCAUUGCACGCCGCAAACGUGAGCACAGCACCCUCUGGUUCCCUGAGGGCUUCUUCCUCAAGAAGGAAACCAGUAGCAAUAAGAACCGCAGAGAGCCCGUGGGUCAGGAUGCUCUGGGCAUGAAACACAUGCCAAAGACAGUGGAAGAGUCUUUACUGGCAGACCAUAGUGAUCAGUGGAUAGACACCGACUGUCCUGAGGCCAAGAGACUUAAGGUGGAGGAGCCCAGUAUCCUCUCAGACACUGAAGAUGCUGUGGACAGCAGGCAGUGGACGCAGCAUCACUUGGCAGCCGCAGAUAUUCGUAUGCCCCCUUCCAUGGCGCUAACACCUCCACAAGGCGAAUUCGAUGGAGACUGCAUGGAUGUCAAUGUGCGCGGACCAGAUGGGUUUACUCCACUGAUGCUGGCCUCAUUCUGCGGUGGAGGACUGGAGCCAGAGGUGGUCGAGGAGGAGGAUCCUGAGGAGUCUACAGCCAACAUCAUAUCAGACCUCAUUUACCAAGGGGCAUCUCUGGGUGCCCAGACAGAUCGGACCGGAGAAACAGCCCUGCACCUUGCCGCCCGCUAUGCACGUGCCGAUGCUGCCAAGCGGCUGCUGGAUGCUGGAGCUGAUGCCAAUGCACAGGACAAUACGGGUCGCACACCACUACAUGCAGCAGUAGCUGCUGAUGCUCAGGGUGUCUUCCAGAUUCUGAUUAGAACACGAGCAACAGAUCUGGACGCACGCAUGUACGAUGGCUCCACUGCUCUGAUCCUGGCUGCUCGGUUGGCAGUAGAGGGCAUGGUCGAGGAGCUCAUCACCUGCCAUGCUGAUGUAAAUGCGGUCGACGAGCUGGGUAAAUCUGCACUGCACUGGGCUGCAGCUGUAAAUAAUAUUGAAGCCACUGUUGCCCUGUUGAAGAAUGGAGCUAAUAAAGACAUGCAAGAUCUUAAGGAGGAGACACCGCUCUUCUUGGCUGCGAGAGAAGGCAGCUGUGAGGCAGUAAAGGUGCUGUUGGCGCACUUUGCAAACCGUGAGAUAACAGACCACAUGGAUCGGCUCCCGCGCGACAUUGCACAGGACCGCAUGCACCACGACAUUGUGCAGAUUCUAGACGAGUACAACACCGUUCGCAGCCCACAGAGCCACGCAAGCGCCGGGCAUCACCUUGCUAGCGGUCAUGCUCUAUCGCCUCUCAUGUGCCCGCCAGGUAGCUUCUUGCCCAACCUGAAGAACACACCACAGAGUAAAAAGAACCGCAGAGCAGGUUCCAAAGGCAUAGGGCAGCACGGUAGCAGCCUGAAGGAUGCAGCUAAGGCACGCAGCAAGAAACUAACUUUGGACAUGCAGAGCGCCUUGCUGGACAGCUCAGUCACACUGUCUCCGGUAGACUCGCUGGACUCACCGCGUGGCGGCACCAGUAACGCCGGAUACCUCACCAACCCGGCCUCUCCAGCUGCAAUGCCUUCACCGGGCAUCUUCCACUCUGUGCCCACUACUCCCAUGGUGCACAGCAGUAUGAUGGAUGCAGGUGGUCCGUUUGCUGUUUCGCUGGCUGGUUUGAAUGAGUUGAACCAGGCUUCCCAUAGCUACACGCUCAACCCUGCACAGAUGGGCCUGAGCAUGGGAUUGAUAAGCCCUGUGAGCGUGCCGUUUGACUGGCACAGCCGUGCAGCACAGUCCACUCAGUGCACCCAGCCUAUGGUGAGCAUGGUGCAUCCGGGGACCCCCGGCACCAUGCAGCCUGGCGCUAUGCUCAUGCACCAGCAGGUGUUCCGUAGCGCCCAGCAGACCAUGCUCCAGCCCACACCAGUCACCAGCACACCCACCAUUAGUCCCAUCAAGCUGCCCUCUAUUGCUGAACAGCAGCUCCACGGGCACGGCAUGACCAACCAGCAGGCUCUGGCACGCCUGGGCUCCUCGACGCCCCCCACAGCACAGCAGCCUCCACAAGUCUUCUACCAGCAGCAGCCUAGUCAGCCUCAGCAGCAGCCACCUCAAGUCACUGCAGUAUCACAGAGCCAGACCACUCCUCCACAGGUCUCUCAGGCACCCCCAGUGCAGGCCAGCAGCAGCAUCACCACAGCAGGACUGGAGGACUACCCCACUCCACCUUCCCAACACAGCUGCACCUCUAACGUCGAUGCCACACCCAAGCAUUACCUACACGUGCCAAGUGAGCACCCUUACCUGACCCCCUCACCAGAGUCUCCAGAAGCAUGGUCAAGCCCCUCCCCUCACUGCGUCUCUGAUUGGUCCGACUCCACGCCCAGUCCAACGGUUUCCGGCUGCACUCCUGCCCACACCCAAAUCCCCCAUGCCCCCGAGGCCAAUGGAAAGAUGCAGGUGUUCGCGUGAGCAGAACUUUCGAUAAGGAUUCGUACCCGAGGGCUCGCGUCUCGUCUCUUCUGUGGUUUUUUAACUUUUUUAACGUCAGCCCAUUUCCAAGAUUUUAAUUGGAUUAGGAUUGACUUUGUCAAGAGGACUGUCUGCUGGAUGUUGUCUGCAGAGCAAAGCAUAAAGGGAAAAUUGUGUUGUCUUAAAAAGAAAAGACAAUUUAAUGAAGUAAGACGUUCCGUCACAGAUGGACUUUUUUAUUAUUAAAAAAAAAAAGUAUAUGAAGAAAAAAAAACCACGUCUUUCAUUUCAAAGACUUGGGACACUUUCCUGAAACUAACAAACUUUUUAUAAUGUAGAUUAAGAAAAAAAGUGAAAUGUUGAAGGAAAAUCCUUUGUUUUGUAUUUAUUGUCCUCUAAAACUGCCUUGUGGGCAUCCACUCGCUCUGUCUGUCUCCAGUUCUCGGAGCAAAACGUGUUUUUCACAUCCUCUUUGACAGCUGUUACACCUUUACCUGUGUGUAUGAUUGUUACAGCAGUAGAAGCUUGUGGUUCACUGGUUUUGCCCAUAAAGCCACGAGGCAAACAGGAAGAGUUGGACGUGUCACCUCUUGUAAGUGGAAUUAUUUAUUUAGGCCGGCAUUGAUUCACAAAAUUGGCUUUGUAGAAUACCUAGCCAUGUUUAAUUGGCCAGCAUUUGUGAUAUGUAUCAAUUUGAUAAACUAAAGUGAACCGAUACAUUCCGUAGUGUUACUACGUGGGGCAAUAAUGUUAAGGGGCAUUUCUGAAGCACUUCUAAGGCCAAGCGUGUAAAAUUGAUAGCUGCUGUUUUGAAGCAGCACUGAUGCAAACUAACGUCAAGCAUUGCUAAUAGGAAAGCAUUAAAGUGUUAACAGUGAUGGAAACACUUCCACCUGUAUCUGUAUCAGCUCUGCUGAGCCACAAAGGGCCAAGUUUUUCUACCGUCUGUCCUUUAGUCUGUUCUUUUAAACUCACUGCCUGCCCUUCUGACUGUUCUUUUUUGGUUGUAUAAAUUUAUUUGACUUUUUUAUUGUUUAUAUUCUGUAUUUUUUAUAACCGUGGUUACCUUUGGGACAUCAGUAUGGUACAAUAAGCUGUUUUUAUUGGUUGCUGCUUUUUUGUCGCUUUACAGUGACACAUGCUUCUCCCAUCCCGAGUCCUUUAUUUCUCCCCAGCCUUGUCUACAACUGGACCAGAAGAAAGCCUUGUCCUGACCCCUGGUCCUGUCUGUGAUUGAGCCCUGGAUGUUACAUUUCUGUGGUCCUGUCGGUUCAUUUCGAAUGGUCCGAUCAUAUUCAUUAUGCACGGUGUGCCAGUAUGCAUGUGAUGUGUACUACUUAUAUUUGGAGGGUUUGAUUGUCUGAAGAGGUGGCUAGUGGGCUGCUAGUGCUCUGUCACUCCUCAGGGAGGUGUUAUAUAGCAUGCAGUGUAGUCUGCAUCUCUAGUAGCUUCCACCCAACCAGUCUGGAGAAUGGUUAUCUUCCCUGCGUAAACACACUAGUACAGUAAACACUGCUAUGUAGUGUUUCCCUCUGCUGUCUGCUGCAGGUGCAGGUGUUUAUUUCUCUAAAAAAUCCAUCCCAAACAUUAAACCGUACUAGUUCCACCAUGCUUUCUUUGUAAGCCAGGAUGCCCAUUUUAUAGGAUUGUGUUUUACACUUAUCGUCGUCCUUUUAUAUCAAAGCAGUCACUGCCAAACAACUACCUGCCACAUAUUUCACCAAGCUGAGCAAUAAUUCAGCUUCUGUGGGUCUAAAACCAUUUGUUCUUCUAUUUGGACCUUAGUAUUUUUUUUCUACACACAUUCUAACAAGGAAGAACAUCCUAAAAGCCUCUUUGCCCAUAAUAGCCCUCAGUCUUCCUCUACGCUCUGGACUUUUUAAAAUAAUUUCAGCAUUUUUGUACAUAUGAUUGUUUUGUUUAGGUAUAUUUGUUUAAAAGAAGUCUAAUGUUUCUAAAAUGAUUAUGUACUAAAAAGACAAUAAGUAAAUGUACCUUCUAUUAGCAUUAUUUUUUUUAAAUGAGGAUGUGACUGAUAUGUAUUGGUCUUGCAUUACUAGAACAGCCAUAGAUAUUUUCUGUCUUUAUUAUUAAUUUCUAUACUUGUUUAAAAGUAGUUUAAAUCAUUGUAUAUAAACACUUUUCACGUUUCUUUCUACAGACAAAAGUUGUAAAAUAAGUUACUUCUAAUAAAACAGUAGGGAACUACA
Trichomycterus rosablanca is the source of this 9619-nucleotide messenger RNA. It is a transcript of the gene notch3, whose product is annotated as notch receptor 3. Bases 78 to 7409 code for a protein of 2443 amino acids. Gene Ontology annotation, molecular function: protein binding; signaling receptor activity; calcium ion binding. Gene Ontology annotation, cellular component: plasma membrane; protein-containing complex. Lineage: Eukaryota; Metazoa; Chordata; Actinopteri; Siluriformes; Trichomycteridae. The transcript is spliced from 33 exons. The record is from RefSeq and is a predicted model, not a curated record. Gene Ontology annotation, biological process: Notch signaling pathway; regulation of DNA-templated transcription; heterophilic cell-cell adhesion.